AAGCCCUCCCGGAAGGCUCAAGACAAACAUCACGAAUUAGAGAUAUAAAGCCUGUAUGAACAACUUGUGGCAUCUAACAUCAUAAAGAAGCGGCGAGCAUAUCUCUGAAUUGAUUUCUUCAUCGGCUGUCUUCUACACCAACAAAACUAUCCGAGACUAACAACAUGGCCGCGACUAAACUGAAACCUACCUUUGAUGAUGUCAUGGGCUGCCAGUCGGCUUGCUACGAGUGGGCGGAUAGCUACGACAGCAAGGACUGGGAACGUCUCCGCAAAUGCAUCGCCCCCACACUGAGGAUUGACUACCGCUCCUUCCUCGAUAAGAUCUGGGAAGCCAUGCCAGCGGAGGAGUUUGUUGCUAUGGCUUCUGAUCCCGCUGUACUCGGAAACCCCCUCCUCAUGACCCAGCACUUCAUUGGAGGCACCCGGUGGGAGAAGGUCUCAGACGACGAGAUGAUCGGCUACCACCAGCUUCGUGUGCCGCACCAGAAGUACACGGACGAGACUCGCAAGACGGUUGCGGUGAAGGGCCACGCUCACUCCUUCAACAUGCACUGGUACAAGAAGGUGGACGGCGAGUGGAAGUUCGCUGGCCUCAAUCCCGAUAUCAGAUGGUUCGAGUACGACUUCGACAAGGUGUUUGCUGAUGGCAGGGACUCGUUCGGGGAGGCCAAGGCGGCGAAUGGCAUCCCUGAGACAGUAUGAAGAAUAUGAAGGACGAAUUUCAUCAUGUUUCUGUGGAUUAUUGAUUAUUGGCGCUCCUAUGUGAUCAGACUGUCCUCUUGCGGGGUUGUGAUGCUGGAUACCAGUCAAUUAGAGAUGUUUUUCUACGCUAUGCCCCCUAAAUUUCUUGUGGAGUGACUAGAUGUUGAUGGGCAGUAUUUAAUUUGACUAGGCUGAAGUUCGUACCUGGCUUGUAC
Messenger RNA from Lindgomyces ingoldianus, 919 nucleotides. Its product is annotated as conidial pigment biosynthesis scytalone dehydratase-like protein Arp1. The record is from RefSeq and is a predicted model, not a curated record. Gene Ontology annotation, molecular function: scytalone dehydratase activity. The transcript is spliced from 4 exons. NCBI's taxonomy places the organism in Eukaryota, Fungi, Ascomycota, Dothideomycetes, Pleosporales, Lindgomycetaceae. The coding region runs from base 165 to 704 and encodes 179 amino acids. Gene Ontology annotation, biological process: melanin metabolic process.